Fusarium pseudograminearum CS3096 is the source of this 801-nucleotide messenger RNA. RefSeq lists its product as uncharacterized. The coding region runs from base 1 to 801 and encodes 266 amino acids. The transcript has 2 exons. The record is from RefSeq and is a predicted model, not a curated record. NCBI's taxonomy places the organism in Eukaryota, Fungi, Ascomycota, Sordariomycetes, Hypocreales, Nectriaceae.
AUGUUUGGUCUCGGUACCAAAGAUCAGCAGCCAAAGUUUGACGAUGACGACGUCUAUCCGGCAAUGUUACUAGACGAUACGAAAGCCCAGCGCGACAUGAUUCUGCACUGGACAUUUCACUUCAACGAUGUACUCGAUGCUGAGAAGCUACGUACUUCGCUAGUGACGCUCAUUAACAUAGGAGAUUGGAGAAAACUGGGCGGUCGCUAUAGGAUCAAUACCCAAGGCAGGGCCGAGUUCCAUGUUCCCAAGAUAUUCACAGAAGCGCGACCGCCUUUUCAAUAUUCGCAACGAGAUUUCGACAUGAACAUCGAAGAUCAUCCCAUAAAUCGAAAAUUGCCCAGAGUGAGAGAGCAGCCUAGCGUUCAUCCAAGAGGUCACGGGCUAAAAGAGCUUGUUACAGCGCCUGACAACCCCGUGAACGGCUGCGAUCUCCUUGUGGGUGAUAAACCACAAAUGGCACUCAACAUUGUGUCUUUGAAAAACGAGACCCUUGUUACUCUGGUAUUCUCUCAUAUACUCAUGGACGCUGGCGCGCUACAAGCAUUGCCACAGAAUUGGUCAGUGGUGAUUGCAGGGCGCGAGGCGGAUGUCUCGCCCGUUUUCGGUGCGCAAAAGGAUGUUACCCACGACAUAGCAGAAGGCCGCAUGGAAGAUCACUCCGAAGGCUUUGUUCAAGAGAGAUUGAAAAUCGCUCCCAAACGCAUCAAAGGGUUCAAGAUGUUCAUCUUUGUGCUGCGCUUCCUUUGGGAGUUGCUGUGGUACGAAAAAAGCCGAAUCCCACACUAUAUUUCUACCUAA